AUGUCUUCAAAGGUUAUUAGUGUGUUGAUCUGUUUGUUCAUUUUUCAUCUGUUGGCUGCUGGUAGUGUUGCAGGUUGCAAGAUAGGGGUCUAUGAGAUUAAAAAAGGAGAUUUCUCUGUUAAGAUAACCAAUUAUGGUGCCAGAAUCAUCUCUGUAUUUCUUCCUGAUAAGAAUGGAAAAAUAGAUGAUGUUGUUCUUGGAUAUGAUACUGUCAAGGAAUACAUUAAUGAAACACGUUAUUUCGGAGCCCUACUUGGGAGGGUUGUUAACCGGAUUGGUGGUGCUCAAUUUACUUUGAAUGGAACCCUUUAUAAGCUUGUCCCUAACGAAGGCAAUAACACAAUUCAUGGUGGCCCUAAAGGAUUUAGCUUUGUUGUUUGGAAGGUAAGCGAAUACGUGCAAGAUGGUCCAUGUCCUCACAUAACUCUAACCUACCACAGUGCAGAUGGUGAAGAAGGAUUUCCUGGUGAUGUUGUUGUCUCUGUUACCUAUGCAUUGAAAGAUCCUUACAAACUUGGUGUCGAAUUUAAGGCAAAAUCACUGAACAAGGCCACUCCGAUUAACCUGUCUCACCACCCUUACUGGAACCUCCGUGGUCACAACAGUGGUGACGUCUUGUCUCAAGUUGUUCAAAUCUAUGCAUCACACAUCACCUUAGUUGAUGAACAGCUCAUUCCUACAGGGGAAAUCUCCCCUGUCAAGAACACGCCCUACGACUUCCUUAAACCUCGUAAGGUAGGGAGCAGGAUCGAUAAAGUCCAAAUUGGAUAUGAUAGAAACUAUGUACUCGACAGCAAUGAAAUAAUGAAAGCAGUGGCAAUAGUUUAUGAUAAGAAAUCAGGAAGAGUGAUGGAUAUACAGGCGAGUGCGCCUUGUGUGCAUUUCUACACUGCAAAUUGGAUCAUUAAUGUAAAAGGGAAAGGUGGAUUUGUGUAUCAGCCUCAUUCAGCAUUGUCUUUGGAGACUCAAGGGUACCCUGACGCUGUAAAUCACCCAAAUUUCCCGUCCACAAUUGUGAAUCCAGGAAAAACUUAUGCCCACUCUGUGUUGUAUACUUUCUCCAUCAAAAAGUAGA
Messenger RNA from Solanum verrucosum, 1075 nucleotides. RefSeq lists its product as uncharacterized. Gene Ontology annotation, biological process: glucose metabolic process; beta-D-galactose catabolic process via UDP-galactose, Leloir pathway. The coding region runs from base 1 to 1074 and encodes 357 amino acids. The record is from RefSeq and is a predicted model, not a curated record. Lineage: Eukaryota; Viridiplantae; Streptophyta; Magnoliopsida; Solanales; Solanaceae. Gene Ontology annotation, molecular function: carbohydrate binding; aldose 1-epimerase activity. The transcript has 5 exons.